Messenger RNA from Eublepharis macularius, 2099 nucleotides. RefSeq names its product perilipin 1 (gene PLIN1). Gene Ontology annotation, cellular component: lipid droplet. Bases 75 to 1616 code for a protein of 513 amino acids. Gene Ontology annotation, biological process: lipid metabolic process. Lineage: Eukaryota; Metazoa; Chordata; Lepidosauria; Squamata; Eublepharidae. The transcript is spliced from 9 exons. The record is from RefSeq and is a predicted model, not a curated record.
GGAAGGGCCACUCACUCCCCGACCCUGGUACUCUACUAAAGAUAGGCUGACUUCUGCUGGGCUGAUGUUUAGCAAUGGCAGCCAAAAGCAAGCAGGCAAUGCUGAACGGAAGCCGUAAGGAGGAUAAUGCCCUGCAGAGGGUCUUGUACCUGCCGGUGGUGAAUUCGGCAUGCCACAGUCUCCAGAAGACUUACGCCACUACCAAAAAAUCCCAUCCUCUAGUGGCGUCCGUGUGUGAAGUUUACGAGAGAGGCCUCCAGGGUGCCAGCUCACUUGCCGUGUGGAGCGUCAAGCCAGUGAUGCAGAGGCUAGAACCUCCGCUUGCAGUAGCCAAUGUCUUGGCCUGCCAAGGUUUGGAUCGCUUGGAAGAAAGGAUUCCUGCCCUGCACAAACCAGUGGAAGAAGUUACAUCUGAGCUAAAGGACUCCUUCUGCACUCAUGUCCAAAGUGCUAUGCGCGCCAUAGCUGAUGCCUUGGACAGAAUCUUGGGGCUGGCUGCUGAAAGCUAUGAGCAGACCCAGAAUGCCAUGCGAGACGUAGCUGAGGAUGCCCGGAGUAGCCGAGUGAGCCACUUGGCUGAAGCAGGAGUCGAGACAGCAAUGGGAAAGGUGGAGAAGUUGGUGGACCUCCUUCUUCCAAAAGUGGAGCAUAACUCAGCUCAUGAGAAUUCGGAGGUUCAUGGAUCAAGAGAGGCAUCUCCUUCCAGCAUCUUUGGAAGGAUCAGAGCGCUGGCCAGCAACGUUUUCCAGCAUGCCUACAGACAGACAACCCAAAUUAUCCAACAUACCAGAGACAAGGGACAGGAAUGGGCGGUGUGGAUUCCAGGCCUGGGUGGUUUAGCCAGGCAAAGCUCAACAAAGGCCCAACAGGUCUUCUCUGAUGCACAGAACACGGCAAGUGGCUGGCUAAGCAAAAGGCAAAGGAAGGCACAUGAGAAAGAGGAGGAAAGGAAGGAAGAAGAUGGUGGACCAAGAAAGGCAGUGAAGAGUGAUCAGUCCCGGGGCCUGGUGGGAAACUUGACUCAGAACCUGCAAGCAGCCUCGCUCUCUUCCAUCUCACGUGUGAAGGAGACCCCCGUUGCCGCCUGCAGUGCUGUCGGGCAGCUUCUGCCCUUCUCCCCGCACAGGGCAGUGUCUGAGACGAGCAUGAAAGUGGGCACGUUGUGGGGGAUCCUGCAAAACAUCACCAGCAGCUUCCUGGGAAUAUUCUUUCACUACAUACCAGUUCCAAGGCUGUUGGUGAGGGAAGAGGGGGCUGCAACCGUGAAGGCAGAGGGUUCCAAGACAUGCCAGCGGCAGGAAGGUAGCCAGCCUGCGGCCACUCAUGCCCAGGAGAGGGGGGCUCAUUAUCAGUUGCGAGGAGAGUGGCGAUCGAACCGAGGUCACCAUCCCCUCCCCUUCCUCAACCUUGAUGAGCCACAACAAGCCCCCUUCCAGCGCCGGAGCCCAGCUUUUGAAGCAGAAUACACCGGGGCCCGCAAAUCUGCCUUCUCCCCUUACAAGGAGGUAGCCAGCAGCAGGCGGUUGAGUGAAGGGCAGUACCGCCCCAGCUCAGAGCUUGCAUACAGCAGGGCUCACUACACUGGCCUUUAUGGCACUGUCCUUAAGAAAGACUAAGGGGAUGACAGCCCAACCCCCCCUGCUUAUUCUCUCCCUUCAGUCCAGAUCUGCUAAUCUUUUCCAUCAGCUUUGCAAGCUUUGACAACAAGUUCGUUACAAAUUUGGGCCGUAGCUUGCCGGCCAUGUUGGGGGGGCUGCCGCAGGCUGCAGCUUUAUAGACAUGAACGGAGGGAUAAGAUGAUCCCUGCUGGAUCAGACCAGUGGUCCAUCUGUUGCAGCAUCCUGUCUCUCACAGUGGCCAACCAGUGCUUUGGAGGUCCAAUUACUGGGCAUAGCGGCUGAGGCCUUCCCCAAACAUUGCCUCCUGGCACUGGUAUUCAGAGGUUUACUGCCUCUGAAUGUAGAGGUUCCCUUUAGCCACUGAUAGACCUAUCCUUUAUGAAUCUGUCUAAUCCCCUUUUAAAGCUGUUUAUGCCUGUGGCCAUCGUUACAUCCUUUAGCAGCAGGGCUUUUUUUCAGCUGGAAUGUGGUGGAACGGAG